Messenger RNA from Olea europaea var. sylvestris, 2183 nucleotides. Its product is annotated as dihydroorotate dehydrogenase (quinone), mitochondrial-like. The coding region runs from base 297 to 1685 and encodes 462 amino acids. Gene Ontology annotation, molecular function: dihydroorotate dehydrogenase activity. NCBI's taxonomy places the organism in Eukaryota, Viridiplantae, Streptophyta, Magnoliopsida, Lamiales, Oleaceae. The record is from RefSeq and is a predicted model, not a curated record. Gene Ontology annotation, cellular component: mitochondrial inner membrane; cytoplasm. The transcript is spliced from 12 exons. Gene Ontology annotation, biological process: 'de novo' pyrimidine nucleobase biosynthetic process; pyrimidine ribonucleotide biosynthetic process.
CCCUAGACCGGGAGUACACUGAUACGCCGCAGUCAUCAUCUUCCCCCCUGUCUUCUACCUUUUCAUUUUUUUUUUCUUUUUCAAUUUUCCGCCUUGCCCUUUAUUCUUGCUGCAAAUUCUAUCUCUCUCUCACUCUCAGAAACAGAAACAGAAACUUUCAUUGAACGGCUCUCUUUUUCAUUUAUUUUACCCAUAAUAACUUUAGCCAUAUAUACGUACAAUCCCUCACAAUUGUCGUCUGGUGAGGUGAGGUGAGGCGAGGCGUUUUGAGGCGAUUUUUUUUACCGUCAGAGAAAAUGGCUGCAAGGGUUGCUAUGAAAUUCAUGAGCGAAUGCUUUGUAUCUAGGAAGCUUAAAUCAAAUAAUAUUACAAGGCAUUAUUUUUCCACUACAGCUUCGACUAUUAAUCCUCCUAAUAUCCCCAAGAAAGUUCCUCAUGUUUCCAAAAAGGGUAGGUUACUCACAGGAGCCACAAUCGGUCUACUUAUAGGUGUAGGUGCCUACGCCAGUACCGUGGAUGAAGCAACUUUCUGUGGCUGGCUUUUCAAUGCAACAAAACUGGUCAAUCCAAUCUUUUCAUUUUUGGAUCCAGAAGUCGCCCACCGAUUGGCUGUUUCUGCCGCAGCUCGUGGAUGGGUCCCAAUAGAGAAAAGGCCGGACCCAUCAAUCUUGGAACUACAAGUUUGGGGAAGGAGGUUCUCCAAUCCUCUUGGUCUUUCUGCUGGCUUUGACAAAAAUGCUGAGGCUGUUGAAGGCUUACUUGGCUUAGGUUUUGGCUUUGUGGAGGUAGGAUCGGUUACUCCAGUCCCGCAGGAGGGUAAUCCAAAGCCUCGUAUAUUCAGACUGCCUAAGGAAGGUGCUAUAAUUAAUAGAUGUGGCUUCAAUAGCGAAGGAAUAGUUGUUGUUGCGAAGCGGUUGGGUGCACAACAUGGUAAGAGGAAGUUAGAAACGUCAAGCACUGCAUCUUCCGCAGUUGAUGAAGUUGUACAUGGUGGGAAAGCUGGUCCUGGAAUUUUGGGGGUUAACCUUGGAAAGAAUAAGACCAGUGAAGAUGCUGCGGCAGAUUAUGUACAAGGAGUUCAUACAUUAUCCCAAUAUGCUGAUUACUUGGUUAUCAAUAUUUCAUCUCCCAAUACUCCUGGGCUGCGCCAACUUCAGGGGAGAAAACAAUUGAAAGAUCUUGUUAAGAAGGUUCAAGCGGCUCGUGAUGAAAUGCAAUGGGGUGAGGAAGGGCCACCUCCUUUGCUUGUGAAAAUUGCUCCAGACUUGUCUAAACAAGAUCUUGAAGAUAUUGCGGCAGUUGCUCUUGUACUUCGAGUGGACGGAUUGAUUAUAUCAAACACAACGAUUCAAAGACCAGAUCUUGUUAGUGAAAACCCCGUUUCUCAAGAAGCUGGAGGCUUGAGUGGGAAGCCUCUGUUCGAUUUAUCCACAAAUAUCCUGAAAGAUGUGUAUAUUCUCACAAAGGGAAAGAUUCCUCUGAUAGGCUGUGGAGGUAUUAGCAGUGGUGAGGAUGCAUACGUGAAAAUACGAGCCGGAGCGACUCUUGUUCAGCUAUAUACCGCUUUUGCAUACGGCGGGCCUGCUCUUAUACCUAAGAUAAAGGCUGAACUCGCUCAGUGCUUAGAGAGGGAUGGCUACAAGUCCAUCUACCAGGCAGUCGGAGCUGAUUGCAGACAACCGUAAUGAAUUCAUACAAUUUUCAGAGCUUCACAGGUUCAAUAUGCAUGUACAGAGGGGACAUGGGUUUUUGUAGCGUGGAGUGCAGGUGCAGGCAGAUAUCUAUGGAUGAAGAGGAAUCUGCAAGAAGUGGUUGUACAAGUGAGUACAAGUACUGUUCAUUAUUCGCCAUGAAACCCCAACAAAUGCCUCCAUCUCCAUCAUCAUCUUAUUCUUCUAGUGGAAAAGGAAGCAGAAACAUGGCAAAUACUUUUGUGUACCGAAUGCUUCUGUUAAGAGAUUUAUCUUCCACUUUUGCCCAUGCCACGGUAUUUACAUGACAAUGAAGUCCUCCUUUUUCUUCGAAUGUAACCAAGAAAUCUUGAGUUUGUUUUGUCAAUUGAAAGGUGUUUUUGGUAGUUUGGUUAUGUUUCUUGGUUAUGAUUAGUUGGUUUUAAUUACUCUUAAUCGAGUUCCAAAUGUUGAAAGUUUCGGGAUUAAUAUAUAUGGAUGUUCUAAAGAUUA